AUGUUUACACAUUGGCUUUGGAUUCUCGCGGUUCUGACUAACGUCAAUAGUUUACCGACACAAUGGAGAAGUGCAACUGUGAAGCGCGGUGUCACAGAUCUCGACAAACAGUAUGACUACGUUGUCGUGGGAGCAGGCACUGCUGGCACAACGGUAGCCGACCGAUUGAGUGAAGACGGUACUAAUACUGUGCUCAUGAUCGAAUUCGGCUCUCUCGCACUCGAUGACUCGUUCAUGCCGCCAUGGAACGUCCCUGCGCCAGAGUUUCUCUACAAUCUCACUUCAGUGCCACAACCAAACGUCAACAAUCGGACUUUCCCGGUAAUAAAUGGCCGUGUCGUUGGAGGGGCCAGUGCCGUCAAUGGCCAGCUCCACAAUCGAGGCAGUAGACACGAUUAUGAGAAUUGGUCCAAAUUUGCCGGGAAUGAGGGGUGGGAUUGGGAUAGCAUCUUUCCAUACUUUAAGAGAAGCUCAACAUUUCACGAGCCUACACAAGAAAUGAAGGAUUUCGGGAUGACGUACGAUCUGGGGGCAUGGGGCAACUCGACACCCAUCCAUGCAGCAUUCCCGCCCUACCAGUACCCCGGACAGAGAAUUCAGUGGAAAGGAUGGGUGGAGAAAGAGGGCGUUGUGGUGCAGAAGGAGCACGCCAACGGAGAUGCCCAUGGUGUCUUUUGGGUUCCGACUGCGAUGAAUCCUGAGACGGGUUACAACCGCAGCUUUGCAGGCAUUGGCCACUGGCUUGAGGUGCCACCCCGAGCAAACUACCAUCUUUUGACAUAG
Ascochyta rabiei is the source of this 783-nucleotide messenger RNA. RefSeq lists its product as uncharacterized. The transcript is spliced from 3 exons. NCBI's taxonomy places the organism in Eukaryota, Fungi, Ascomycota, Dothideomycetes, Pleosporales, Didymellaceae. Gene Ontology annotation, molecular function: oxidoreductase activity, acting on CH-OH group of donors; flavin adenine dinucleotide binding. Bases 1 to 783 code for a protein of 260 amino acids. The record is from RefSeq and is a predicted model, not a curated record. Gene Ontology annotation, biological process: secondary metabolite biosynthetic process.